Xenopus laevis (African clawed frog) is the source of this 3871-nucleotide messenger RNA. It is a transcript of the gene htr7l.S, whose product is annotated as 5-hydroxytryptamine (serotonin) receptor 7, adenylate cyclase-coupled like S homeolog. The transcript has 4 exons. The record is from RefSeq and is a predicted model, not a curated record. Gene Ontology annotation, biological process: chemical synaptic transmission; circadian rhythm; G protein-coupled serotonin receptor signaling pathway. Gene Ontology annotation, cellular component: plasma membrane; membrane; synapse. NCBI's taxonomy places the organism in Eukaryota, Metazoa, Chordata, Amphibia, Anura, Pipidae. The coding region runs from base 661 to 1938 and encodes 425 amino acids. Gene Ontology annotation, molecular function: G protein-coupled receptor activity; G protein-coupled serotonin receptor activity.
ACACACACACACAGACACACACACAUACAGUCACACACAUACACACACACACACACACACUGGUGCUGGGGACUGGGAAACACACAGUAAAUCAAACCUCUUGCUUCUAAUCUGCACAAGGAAUUAGAUCCAGCUUGGGGGUUAACUCCUCGCACUCCUCCCUGCACUAAGGCUGCUCCGCUGUUUCACUGGUUAAAGUGACAGUCACACCAACUGGGGCAGCACAAACAACUGGCGGCCAGAGACAGUGACAGAGAGACACAGAUGGUGUAAAGGCUGGUACUUCCACACACAGAGUAACUGAAGUGUAAGAGGGGAGGAGGAGGAGGAGGAGGAGGAGGAGGAGGACGGUGACUUUGUCGGCUGAUCUGAACAUGAACCCACUCCAGCCACUUCAAGUUACACUGGUGUCUGUGCACAGGGCUAAGACUAGGGGGUCCCCCUUGUACCCCAACCCUUUGUACAGCCUGGGGCAGCUGCCCAUGUCUGAAGCUUCAUGAUGUCCUGAUGCUGGAGAAUCUGGAGCAGAGAAGAUGUCUGGGAACGAGACCAAGAGCAUUUGGUGCCACUUAUUUGCCAGUGUUCCUACAAAAGGUGGCUCCGGACAGAUGACCUUCUUGUGUACCCUAGUGUUGCCUCUGACUCGUACAAGCAAGAAACAUGCUGAUCCAGGUCCAGCCCAGCCAUCUGACAGAUACCCAUCUAUCUUUGCACAGCGCCAAACCCUCCAGUCACCAUCAGAACCUUCUACCAUCUGAAUUCAUGACUGAGAGACCCUUAAAUACAACUGAACAAGACUUAACUGCUCUUAACCACACCGAGAAGCCUGAUUGUGGAAAGGAGUUAUUGCUCUAUGGCGACACAGAGAAAAUAGUCAUCGGGGUGGUGUUGUCCAUCAUUACGUUGUUCACCAUUGCCGGCAAUGCCUUGGUGAUUAUCUCGGUCUGCAUAGUCAAAAAACUCCGGCAGCCGUCCAACUACCUGGUGGUUUCCUUGGCAGCGGCUGAUCUCUCCGUGGCAGUGGCGGUUAUGCCUUUCGUCAUCAUCACGGACCUGGUUGGGGGAGAAUGGCUCUUUGGGAAAGUCUUCUGCAAUGUGUUCAUUGCCAUGGAUGUAAUGUGCUGCACGGCCUCCAUUAUGACCUUGUGCGUCAUCAGCGUCGACAGAUACCUUGGAAUAACUCGCCCUUUAACGUAUCCCGCCAGACAAAAUGGGAAGCUCAUGGCUAAGAUGGUGUUCAUAGUUUGGCUGCUUUCUGCUUCCAUAACUCUCCCGCCAUUAUUUGGGUGGGCGAAAAACGUAAACGUGGAAAGGGUGUGUCUGAUUAGUCAAGACUUUGGCUAUACCGUCUACUCAACGGCGGUGGCCUUUUACAUCCCCAUGACGGUCAUGCUCGUCAUGUACCAGAGGAUUUUCGUGGCCGCUAAGAUCAGCGCCGAGAAGCACAAAUUUGUGAACAUCCCGCGGCUUUAUGAGCAAGAAGGAAUAUACUGCUUGGAGGACAAGCUCCCGCCUAAGAAGAAUUCCAAAAAGAAAAAAGCGGUCGAAGAGUUUGCCUCCUUGUCCAAGCUCAUCCGCCAAGAUCGGAAAAAUAUCUCCAUCUUCAAACGAGAGCAGAAGGCGGCUCGGACACUGGGGAUUAUAGUUGGGGCCUUCACCUUUUGCUGGUUGCCCUUCUUCUUGUUGUCUACAGCUCGGCCGUUCAUCUGUGGUAUCAUGUGUAGCUGCAUGCCCCUCAGACUGGAGAGGACUCUUCUGUGGCUCGGCUACACCAACUCUCUCAUAAACCCCUUGAUCUAUGCCUUCUUCAACAGGGACUUGAGGACUACCUUCUGGAACCUCCUGAGAUGCAAAUACACCAACAUAAACAGGAGGCUUUCGGCGGCCAGCAUGCACGAAGCAUUGAAGGUCACAGAGAGGCACGAGGGCAUUCUGUAGCCCACUAACAUGACCAGGAACCUUUUAAGGAACCUUAAGAAGCCUACAAAGAUACCCCUACUGCUCCAUGCCUAUGAGAGGGGCAAUGAAAUACGUAACUGAAUUAUUCAUUAAAACGAUACCGCUGAGAUGUGAAUAUUUUUUUGCAGUUGAAAAAAAUACAAUCUUUACUUGAAUUCAAGUUUUUCCCACAAAUUCAUGAUUCUUGGGAAAUGAUAUUGAUGUCCAGCAAAAGGGUGUCAUAAUUAAUAAUGGACUGCUGGAUAACAAAUGUAGGUGCUCGGCUCUUUCUUUCAUUGCUGUGGUUAUACAGGAAAGCAACUCAGUCGCAUAUAUAGGCUUUACAUAAGGAAAAUCUUCACCAAAGGAAUUUUUUUCUACAAUACAUCAGUGUGUUCUUAGCACAUUUCUCUAAAAAAAAAUCUGUUCCCCGUCUGGGAAUGCAUGGAAAAUUAGUAUGACUCCCCCCCCCAUCAGGAUCAAAGGGUUUUAUGGAGUUUUAUAGGACCAUAAUGAACAUUCAUGUAAAUAGUCAGUCGGGGGGUUACAAUUGAACUCAUAAAAUAACGGGCACCAGAAGGCGGAGUAUUGUGUUUUCAUUUGUGAUUGUGAUUAAAACCAAGUGGACCCUGUACAGUAAAACUCUAGUAUUCUGUCCUGUUCAGAUAAUGAGUGCUGUUGAACUAGGAAAUGUGUUAAAACCCCUCUACCUCCAAUGUUGCUGCUGAAUUGUGCUUAGUACAGGGAAAUACCCAUAGGCACCCGUAUGUAGGGUGUUGGGUAAUUGGGGAGGCUGAUUAAAUGCCAAUUCAACCCCAAAACUAAAAAUCUGCCUAAUAAAAGAUUGUUAGUAUGUCUUAGAAUGGCUUUUUCUAGGCAACUUUUCAGCUGGUCUUCAUUUUUUCUUUUUUUAUAGUUUCCAGCUCAAACGGGGGUCGUUGACCCCAUCUAAAAAACAAAUGCUCUCAAAGGCUACAAAUCUAUUGUUAUUGCUACUUUUUAUUACUCAUCUUUCUAUUCAUAUUCAAAUCAAGGUAUAGUUGCUUGGGUAGUUUUGACCUUAGCAACCAGAUGGUGAAAACUACAAACUGGAGAGCUGCUGAAUAAAAAUCUAAAGAACUCAAAAACCACAACAAAUAAAAAAUGAAAACCAACUGCAAAUUGUCUUAUAAUACCACUCUCUACAAAAAUAUCAUUAUUGAAUCAUAUCAGAACGAUUUCCAUUAAAGUUUUUUAAAACUCCCAUGAACUCGAAAUUCGACCAAUGACAAAAAAUUAGAAUUUUUGAAACUCGGGUGAAUGGGAUCAACCCGCAAACUGAAUUGAUUUCGAAUCAAAUUUGAUUAAAAAAAACUCAAAAUUGAUCCCAGAACAUCCGCCAUAGGCUAAAACAGUAAUUCGGCAGGUUUAAGGUGGUAAAUAGUCUAAUUUGAAUUCUUAAGGGGCCAAUGUAUGAUAAAUUCUCGAAUUCUUGAAAAUCUAAUUUGAAUUUAAAAAAAAAAAAACUUGAAUCUAAUUUUAAUAAUUCCCUAGUCGAAUUUGACAGUUUUCAAAAUCAGUGGUCGCUUCUUCAACCCCAUUUUGUCCCACUGUUCCAACAAGGACCAAUGGAAAUCACACAGUGGACUAAUUAAUUCACACAUGUCCCAUUCAUUUUGGCAUUCGUUAAUAUGAAUCUCUUGAUUUGCACUCAUCACGUUAGAGAUCUUUUAAUUUCUGUGAAUCGAGACGGAUACUGAUUUCUGACGGUUGGCUCAAUGAGUUCUACGUGGCAGUUUCUCCUGUAAAAGUGAUUGGCUCGUGGCUGGGAAUGUGACAGUUAUUUCUCUUGGCCUAAAAAUGGAAAUGUAUAUCAAUAAAUACAAAGCGAAAGAACAAAAUAAAUGUAUAUUUGUAGAUAAUGUUGGCAAGUAAAAAGAAACAUUAUCACUGA